AUGGACAACGAGGUAUUCUGCAAAGGCCUAACGAGUUCUUCCGAGGAGGGAAUGUGCCACAUAGAAGAGAAUGGUAAUACAUUUACCUUCACCUAUAAUUAUGAGCGAUUGGACAACCGAAACGAGUCUGUAUUCCUAUGCAAUUCGCAUAACGAUAAUCAAACGCAGACCAUAAAUUGGAAUGAAUUCCGUAUUUCAGUUGAGGGUAUGACGCUGGGUAAUGUGCUUAAGGAAUACUUCUCGAAGGUUCGCUUACGCGUCCGCAGCGAUAGGCAAGUAUUCAGAAUGGCUCCUGAUUCGACCUUCGACGUGACUUGUUCAAUUGAUGAUAAAAACAUGUCGUGGACUUGCAUGGCCCACUUCAAGGAUGCAGUGAUGCAAAUGCGUUAUCGCUAUGAUACUGGAGUGACCUGGGUGCAGAGACCACUCAAUGAAAAGACUUACAACAUAUCAGGAAAAUUUGAGUUGUGCGAAUUCAAGGACAACAACAUUGGCAAAUUGCAAAUAAAGCAUAUAAUGCUUAUAAACACAAGCACACUUUACGAGCUAGGUACUGAAGACCCAAUAGGUCCUAUGAUUGUCCGUGCCCUGCGUAAUAUACUUUCAAAAGGACCAACACUUGUUUGUGGCUAA
Molecule: messenger RNA, 633 nt
Organism: Dibothriocephalus latus
Lineage: Eukaryota; Metazoa; Platyhelminthes; Cestoda; Diphyllobothriidea; Diphyllobothriidae
Source: the annotation of a GenBank genome assembly